Messenger RNA from Trichoplax adhaerens, 816 nucleotides. RefSeq lists its product as uncharacterized. Gene Ontology annotation, molecular function: GTPase activity. The transcript is spliced from 8 exons. NCBI's taxonomy places the organism in Eukaryota, Metazoa, Placozoa, Uniplacotomia, Trichoplacea, Trichoplacidae. Bases 1 to 816 code for a protein of 271 amino acids. The record is from RefSeq and is a predicted model, not a curated record.
AUGCGCUAUGCACAACUGGUUAUGGGACCAGCGGGUAGCGGCAAGUCUACCUACUGUAGUAACAUGGUCAAACAUUGUGAGAAUAUCAAACGCUCAAUUUAUGUGGUCAAUUUAGAUCCUGCGGCUGAAUAUUUCGAUUAUCCAGUGAUAGCAGAUAUUCGUGAGCUAAUACAAGUGGAUGAUGUUAUGGAUGAUCCAGAUCUCCGCUUAGGCCCCAAUGGCGGACUAGUCUUUUGCAUGGAAUAUUUAUUAAAUAACUUAAAUUGGCUAGAAGAAAAAUUGGGCUACGUAGAAGACGAUUAUUUUCUAUUUGAUUGUCCAGGUCAAAUUGAGCUCUAUACACACUUCCCUAUUAUGAAAACUUUAAUUGACCAUUUACAAAAGUGGGACAUUCGACCUUGUGCUGUUUACCUGGUUGACUCCCAAUUCAUGAUAGAUGCUCCAAAAUUUAUUUCCGGUACAAUGUCAGCAUUGUCUUGCAUGGUCAAUUUAGAACUUCCCCAUGUUAACAUUAUGUCAAAAAUGGAUUUGAUAGGUCCUGGUGAUAAGGAAAAUAUUGAGAGAUAUCUGAAUGCUGAUUGCGAGUCUUUGGCUGACGAACUGGAUCAACUUCGAGGAAAGAAAUUUCAUAAAUUGAAUUCAAUGAUAUCUCGAAUGAUAGAAGAUUAUAGCCUUGUUAAGUUUCUGGCUCUAAAUUUUAAUUCGGAAGAUUCGGUUGAAGCCAUCAUGUAUCAAAUUGAUACAGCAAUUCAAUACGAUGAAGAUAGAGAAUUUACAAAUCAGGAUGCCGAUGAUGAAGACGCGGAUAAUCAAUGA